UUUAAAUUGCAGUCUUGAAACGCUAAUCGCCGCCCGCAAUCGUUAUUCCAUUCCGAUUCCAUAGAUAGCGAGCGAGCGAGGAUGAGCCGAGGAAAUGUAUCAACCGGCGGUGGGGCGAAGGGGAAGAAGAAGGGCGUAACAUUCACCAUCGACUGUACUAAGCCGGUUGAGGAUAAGAUUAUGGAGAUCGCUUCUCUGGAGAAGUUUCUCCAGGAACGCAUCAAAGUCGGCGGAAAGGCCGGUGCUCUCGGUGAUACUGUUUCCAUCUCUCGUGAGAAGAGCAAGAUCACUGUCACCUCUGAUUCCACUUUCUCUAAGCGGUAUCUGAAGUAUUUGACGAAGAAGUAUUUGAAGAAGAACAAUGUGAGAGAUUGGCUUCGUGUGAUUGCAUCAAACAAAGAACGCAAUGUGUAUGAGUUGCGAUACUUUAAUAUUGCUGAAAAUGAGGCUGAAGAGGAAGACUAAGUGUAACAUGUGGUUUUUUCUUUGAGGUUUAUGAUGAUACUGUCUUAUUAAAGAUUCUGAAUUCGUUUUGUGUUAUGAUGCUUGUUUUCAUUCAAUUUUGUUGCAAAAAGAUUAUUAACAGACUGUUAAGAGAUGAUGAUCAUGAAUGGACAAAUAGAUUCAUUAUUGAAAUUAUCAAUUUUGAUUUGAUGA
Messenger RNA from Impatiens glandulifera, 657 nucleotides. Its product is annotated as 60S ribosomal protein L22-3-like. Gene Ontology annotation, molecular function: structural constituent of ribosome; RNA binding. Lineage: Eukaryota; Viridiplantae; Streptophyta; Magnoliopsida; Ericales; Balsaminaceae. The record is from RefSeq and is a predicted model, not a curated record. The transcript is spliced from 2 exons. Gene Ontology annotation, biological process: cytoplasmic translation. Bases 82 to 465 code for a protein of 127 amino acids. Gene Ontology annotation, cellular component: ribosome.